AUGCCAUUGUCGGCUCUAUCGGGAAGCAACCCCGAACAGUCCAUGGCAGUAAUUGUCAUAAAGGCGAAGGAGAUGGAAUUAGCACUGGGACACCUGGACCAGCACAAGGCCGCGGGUCCAACCGGGCUGCAUCCAGCCAUCUUGCGAUCCCUAGCUGGCAGUGUGCACUGGCUUAAGUUUCCAAUCGAUCCCUUGCCUCAGCGACGCUACCGUUCGACUGGACCGCAGCAAAAGUGUUGCCAAUCCAUAAUGAUAGAUCAAGAUCAGCUGCUUCUAACUACCGACCAGUAA
This is a messenger RNA of Echinostoma caproni, 291 nucleotides long. The record is from the annotation of a GenBank genome assembly. Lineage: Eukaryota; Metazoa; Platyhelminthes; Trematoda; Plagiorchiida; Echinostomatidae.